ACCUUGCUACUUCCUGCUCUUCGGUCCAUGGUUCAGACUAUGGAGCUGUGGGCUCAGCUGAAGCAGGCUGGACUGGAGCCCAGUGGAUUGGGCCCACUCCCCCAGGCCCUACGGAUGCCCCCACCAGAGGGGAACCCCGGUCAGGCCCUUAUGUCUUCAGGGGCCGAACUUGGGGGUGCCAGGGAGCUGUUGCUGUGGAUCUGGGAGGAGUUGGGGAACCUGCGCCGACUGGAUGUUCAGCUGUUGGGACAACUGUGUGACCUGGGACUGGAGAUGGGGACCCUGCGGGAAGAGCUGGUCACCAUCCUGGAAGAGGAGGAAGAUGACGAUGAGGAGGAGCAGGAGGAGGAGGGGGAGGGGAAGAACUGUGUAGAAGAGAACAAAGGGCUGUCGGGAAAGCAGGGGGAAGGAGGUUCAGGGAACUCCUAUCCAGCCCAGCGCCUCCCUGACUUUGAGAUGACCAUCUGAGGCGAUAUCGGUUGAUAUGCAAAUGAGAUGCAAAUUCACGCAAACCCACGCAAAGUUUGAGAAU
This is a messenger RNA of Rattus rattus (black rat), 532 nucleotides long. It is a transcript of the gene Erich4, whose product is annotated as glutamate rich 4. The coding region runs from base 28 to 468 and encodes 146 amino acids. The record is from RefSeq and is a predicted model, not a curated record. NCBI's taxonomy places the organism in Eukaryota, Metazoa, Chordata, Mammalia, Rodentia, Muridae. The transcript has 2 exons.